This is a messenger RNA of Drosophila rhopaloa, 2262 nucleotides long. RefSeq lists its product as uncharacterized. Gene Ontology annotation, biological process: neuron differentiation; negative regulation of transcription by RNA polymerase II; regulation of cell cycle process. Lineage: Eukaryota; Metazoa; Arthropoda; Insecta; Diptera; Drosophilidae. Gene Ontology annotation, cellular component: transcription repressor complex; nucleus. The record is from RefSeq and is a predicted model, not a curated record. The coding region runs from base 235 to 2262 and encodes 675 amino acids. The transcript has 5 exons. Gene Ontology annotation, molecular function: RNA polymerase II cis-regulatory region sequence-specific DNA binding; DNA-binding transcription repressor activity, RNA polymerase II-specific.
CUAAAUUUUCUGAACCUUAAACUAAAGAUUUUUAAAUCUGAAUUUUGUGAAAUAAUAUGUGCUAUAUAAAUCAAAAAUAAAUAUCGUGCUAGUUUAGGUACCUAAAGUAAAAUCCUACCCAAAACAUACAUUAAACGAUUUAUUGUCUAAAGAUAAAAGUGAAUGGAAGACUUCAAAUGAAACUUCAAGGAGUUGAAGGCACCACCAAAACGCAAUAGAAUAGAAGGGAGAAAAAUGAUGAACAUGAAUCCGCCGACGCACCCGCAUCCCCAUCCCCAUCUCCUGCCGCAUCUUGGCCCGCACCAGCAACUGCCCGCCCUGCUCCAAGGCCACCCCACUACCACCCAUUUUGUCGAGUGCCGGGCAUUACCGGCAAUAAACGAGACAUUUCCGCAAUUUGGCCAGCAUCGCCCGGCUAUCUCGCUGCUCUCCCCUCUUGACCUUUCGCUGCGGGCCGCGGCCAGUGUAGUGCCAAUUACUCCACCCUCGACGCCCUCGCCGCCCCGCAAGCGCCAGAGAUUAAUGUCCGAGGAGAAUUACCUGUGGCGUCCCCACAUGGCGAGUCUUGCAGCUCCAGUUAAUGUUCCUUCGACCCUGGCAAUGCAGCCAGGCAGUAGUUUCUUCCAUCAUCACCAACAGCAACAACACCAGCAACAACACCAGCAACAUCAUCAGCAAUAUACCAUUCGGAACAGCUUUGACGGCGCUUCCUUUAAUAAAAGUCAUUUUCACGGGACGAAGAAUAACUUUGAGCAAAUUCCGGCGGGUCAAUCGAGCGUUAGCUCGCCCAUCUACGUGGAGGAUGAGACCAUUGUGCUGACCGAGGACGAGGAUGAAACAGUUGUCAGUUCCCAUGACUACAAUGAGUACGCCACGGACACGGAGGAAGUCAACGAGGGCGACGAUGAGACACUGCAGGUCCAAGUCAGCGAUAAUGGCGAUGAGGAUGAGGAGGAGGUGUUCGUGGACGUCUUGGGCAGUGACGAUGAUGAGGAUGAGGCGGUGGACCCGGCCACAAGAUUGCAGGCCCAACUCCAGGAGACCACGGCUCUGAAACGCAACGAACUGCUGUACGAGGAUGAGAAGCUGCAUAACCAGGCCGUAGAUGGUCUGGCCAGACUUUUCGAUCGGGAUUUUCCGGAGCCAGAGGUGGAGGUUAGCGAACUGGCGGAAGUCCAGAGCAGCAGCGGGAAAACCUACACGGAUCUAAGUGGCGGCGUGGCAACAGUGGAGAUUAGGAAUACUACUUCCCCCGGUCUGCACCCACUUCCUCCUCCUGCUCCAGCUCCUGCUCCUCCCCUGCCACCCACGCGACCUCACAAGGCGGAACGUAAGAGGUCGAAGCUACGGAAACACAUGGCCAUCGAUGAGGAAACCAUAAGCCCCGUCUCCGGCACCAUCAUCCGCAAAUUGCGCGACGACGAGGAGCUGGUGGUGCGCAAAGGCGACAUUGAUCCGGCUUUCAAUGUGGUCGAAAUCACCGAGGAGGCCAAGGCCAUCCUGGCCAGCAUCGACAACAAGAUUGGCGACUAUCUGUGCCAGCUUUGUCGCACCGUCUACGACGACGCCUUCAUGCUGGCCCAGCACCGCUGUCCCCGCAUUGUCCACAUCGAGUACAAGUGCUCCGAGUGCGAGAAGGUCUUUAAUUGCCCGGCCAACUUGGCCUCCCAUCGCCGGUGGCACAAACCCAAAGCGGAUGCUCCCGGCGGAACAGCUAAUCCCAGCAAGAAGCGACAUGUCGAGACGGGCGACCUCAAUCAGGAGUCGGGACGAGGUGGCGAUGACGCCAGCGAUGGCAUAUACCCUUGCCACAUAUGCGGAAAAACAUUCAGACGACAAGCGUACUUGAAGAAACACCAGGCCUCCCAUCAGAUGCUGGAUAAUCUGAAGAACCUCGAUUUUUUCAAGGCACAGCAGCAGCAGUUGGCCAUUAGUGGCCACCAGUUGCCUGAUCAUGUCCAGCUGCAGCAGACGGCAGGAGGACAGGCGGUCUCUGCCGCCGCUCCCUACUCCUCCCUGCCACGCCCACCGCAGGGAAUGCCCCACUACCCGCCCCCAAAUGGUAAGAACUAUGCGGCUGGUCAGCGCUUUCCCGGAUUUCCCUUCCAGCCCUUCGACCAGCGGCGCUUCUAUUCGUUCGGGGAGUUCUACCUAUCGCAGCACCUGGAGCGCUCCUCGGCCUUCCAGUAUGUGCAGGCCAAUCACCUGAGGCAGCUGUCGAAUGUGGCACAAACGCUGAUGCCGCCACUGCCCGUCAAAUGA